Molecule: messenger RNA, 1717 nt
Organism: Pristis pectinata (smalltooth sawfish)
Lineage: Eukaryota; Metazoa; Chordata; Chondrichthyes; Rhinopristiformes; Pristidae
Product: transcription factor COE2-like
Exons: 17
Coding region: 1-1656 (551 amino acids)
Biological process (GO): regulation of transcription by RNA polymerase II
Molecular function (GO): RNA polymerase II cis-regulatory region sequence-specific DNA binding; DNA-binding transcription factor activity, RNA polymerase II-specific
Source: RefSeq, a predicted model, not a curated record
AUGUUUGGGAUUCAGGAACAUUUACCCAGAGGAGGGCCUGACAUCAAAGACAAAUCGACUGGCGGUGGAAUGGAGGCGGUUAGGUCUUGGGUCCGGACUGUAGGCGUGGUGGCGGCCAACGUAGCGGCUCAGAGCGGCGUGGCUUUGGCCAGAGCGCACUUCGAGAAGCAGCCUCCGUCUAACUUGAGAAAGUCCAAUUUCUUCCACUUCGUUCUGGCCCUUUACGACAGACAGGGGCAGCCGGUGGAGAUCGAGAGAACAACCUUCACAGACUUCGUGGAGAAAGAUUUGGAGCCGGGGAACGAUAAGACGAAUAACGGGACACAUUAUAAGCUUCAGUUGCUUUACAGUAAUGGUGUGCGGACGGAGCAGGAUCUCUAUGUGCGACUCAUUGAUUCCGUGACCAAACAGCCAAUUGUCUACGAGGGUCAAAAUAAAAACCCAGAAAUGUGCCGGGUGCUUCUCACUCAUGAAGUGAUGUGUAGCCGCUGUUGUGAGAAGAAGAGCUGUGGCAACAGGAACGAGACUCCGUCGGACCCUGUCAUCAUUGACAGAUUCUUCUUAAAGUUCUUCCUCAAGUGUAAUCAGAACUGUUUGAAAACAGCGGGGAACCCUCGGGAUAUGCGCCGAUUCCAGGUUGUGUUAUCUACAACACUCAACGUUGAUGGGCAUGUGCUGGCUGUCUCGGAUAACAUGUUUGUGCACAACAACUCGAAACACGGACGCAGAGCCCGGCGCCUGGAUCCCACAGAAGCUACACCAUGCAUCAAAGCAAUCAGUCCCAGUGAAGGAUGGACCACUGGAGGUGCCAUGGUUAUCAUUAUCGGGGACAACUUUUUCGACGGAUUGCAAGUUCUUUUUGGUACAAUGCUGGUUUGGAGUGAGCUGAUUACUCCCCACGCCAUCCGAGUGCAGACCCCCCCUCGACACAUCCCCGGAGUGGUGGAAGUCACACUGUCCUACAAGUCCAAACAGUUCUGCAAGGGUGCUCCAGGAAGAUUCAUCUACACAGCCCUGAAUGAGCCCACAAUAGACUAUGGAUUCCAGAGGCUGCAGAAGGUCAUCCCGAGGCACCCUGGUGACCCAGAAAGACUAGCAAAGGAAAUGUUAUUGAAGAGAGCAGCAGAUCUUGUAGAGGCCUUAUAUGGAGGACCUCCAAAUAACCAGGAAAUGAUCCUGAAGAGAGCUGCCGACAUCGCGGAAGCGCUGUACAGUGUUCCACGUACGCCCAACCAGCUUCCCGCCCUCUCUAACACUCCCAGCCACAGUAGCAUGAUGAGGAUGAACUCAUACAGCGGCCAGCUGGGAGUCAGCAUCUCAGAGUCCGCACAGGGCAACAGCCAAGUCGGUUACAUCCACAACAGCAGCAGCAUCUCUCCCCGGGGCUAUGCACCCACCCACUCACCACAACAGUCAAACUAUAGCACAGUUGGCGGUAACAUCAAUGGCUACAGCAACGUGCCAAUGUCGAACCUCGGUGUGCCCAGUUCCCCAGGAUUCCUAAACAGCUCUCCCGCCAGUUCACCCUAUGGGAUGAAACAAAAGAGCGCAUUUGCACCGGUGAUCCGACCCCAAGAGUCCCCCUCCCCAGCCUGCUCCAGUGGGAACGGAAGUGGAUUCCGAGCCAUGACUGGACUCGUAGUUCCUCCAAUGUGAGACUGUUCUCUCCUGUCACUAUAUCGCAUUCCAAGGAGCAAAGUUCACCCACUACAAAAAC